Hypoxylon fragiforme is the source of this 1459-nucleotide messenger RNA. RefSeq names its product DNA-directed RNA polymerase. The record is from RefSeq and is a predicted model, not a curated record. Bases 127 to 1272 code for a protein of 381 amino acids. Lineage: Eukaryota; Fungi; Ascomycota; Sordariomycetes; Xylariales; Hypoxylaceae. Gene Ontology annotation, cellular component: RNA polymerase I complex; RNA polymerase III complex. The transcript has 2 exons. Gene Ontology annotation, biological process: DNA-templated transcription. Gene Ontology annotation, molecular function: protein dimerization activity; DNA binding.
GAUAAGGACUGAUAAGAUUAGAUAGUAACUUUUUUUCUUUCAGUCGCAUUUUCUUACUUUUUUACUUUGGAAAGAAGAUCUCUCUCUUUCACCCCACUCAAAUAUCAAAGUCACAACUCAUACACAAUGGCACCUUCGUCAGGACGUCGGCAACCGCCUAGUGCGGAAGAUAUAGAAAACCGUAAUAUCGUAGGCAUAAACAAAGAGACAGUCACAGACACCGUUGCAAUCAACUAUCCUGAUAACUUCGCCAACGAAGAGCACCCCUGGGACGCAGAGUCUUUCCGAAAAAGCUUUAGAGUCCAAUGGCACGAGAACCGACAAUACGAUGCCCAGUUCUCCUUAAUCGGCGUCGACGCCUCUAUAGCCAAUGCCUUCCGCCGCAUCAUGAUCGCCGAGAUCCCCACCCUCGCCAUCGACACCGUCUACAUCAACAACAACACCUCUGUAAUCCAAGAUGAAGUCCUCUCCCACCGCCUCGGUCUUAUACCCUUCAGUGGCGGCAAGAAGGGCAUCCGCGAGUUUCUGCGCUUCUGGCCCAAGCCCGCCGAAGGGCAAGGCCUCUACGACACCACCUUCGACAACAACACAGUCUGCCUUGGCUUGAAGGUCGUAUGCACACACAACAAGAACGCUCCCGCCAGCGCCAAAGACCCACGAGAGUUAUAUAACCACGCGCACGUCUACGCCAAAGACAUCACCUUCGACGCCAUCGGCGGCCAGCCCAAGUACUUCUCGGGCGAGGACAUCAUCCGCCCCUUCCACCCGGACAUCCUGAUCGCGAAGCUGCGCCCCGGCCAGGAGAUCGACCUCGAGAUGCACCUGCACAAGGGCUACGGCUGGGACCACGCCAAGUGGUCGCCCGUCGCCACCGCGAGCUACCGACUCAUGCCCACCAUCACCAUCACGCAGCCGAUCCUCGGCGACGACGCCAAGAAGUUCGCGGGCUGCUUCAUGGACGGCGUGAUCGGCCUCGAGCCCGUGACGCGGCAAGAGGCGCGGAGCAAGGAGAGCGGGUAUGCAGGACACGAAGGGGAGCUGAAGGCAGUGGUCAAGGACCCGAUGCGCGACACGGUCAGCCGCGAGGUGCUGCGCCACCCCGAGUUCGACGGCAAGGUCAAGCUCGGCCGCCGCCGCGACCACUUCAUCUUCUCCAUCGAGAGCACCGGCCAGUGGGACGCCGAUGAGCUCUUCGUCGAGGCCGUCAAGACCUUGAAGAAGAAGUGCCAGGUCCUCAGGCCCCAGGUCACGAAUAUGGUCUACACGUACUAGGCGAGGGGGGGCUAUAUGCCAGGUAAUGUCAGGUACCUAGGUUGGUGUAGUGCCUGUAUACUUAGACUGGACCGGCGCGGUGGGAUGGGAAUAGGAGGACAAGAGAGGCGGCGGCGGGGGGUGGUAGGAAGAGGAGCAGGGCUACUAACUAGUGAUCAUCCCCUUUCACUCAGUAAACAGGUGCCCU